This is a messenger RNA of Colletotrichum spaethianum, 1476 nucleotides long. RefSeq names its product ribosome biogenesis protein bms1. NCBI's taxonomy places the organism in Eukaryota, Fungi, Ascomycota, Sordariomycetes, Glomerellales, Glomerellaceae. The transcript has 2 exons. The record is from RefSeq and is a predicted model, not a curated record. Gene Ontology annotation, molecular function: protein binding. Bases 1 to 1476 code for a protein of 491 amino acids.
AUGUCGAAACGCUCCGCCGAUAUUGAAAUGGGCGACGCCCCCUUGAAGGGCGGCGACCGCCCUGAGGGCAUGGAAAUUGACGAGAAGGACCCUGGCAUGGGCGAGUUUGAAGACGAAUUCGAGGACGAGUUCGAGGAGGACGAGAUCAUGGAGGCUGGUGUUGACGGACGGCCUGAUGCGGAGAGAGAGGCCGAGGAGAAGGAAGCCGCGGUUGACCAAGGCACCUUCAUCGUUGGACGAAACAAGCUUGAAGCCGGCCAGACACUCGCGCCCGAUGUUUCGACAUAUGAAAUGCUGCACAACAUCAGCACACCGUGGCCCUGCUUGUCGUUCGAUAUCCUCCGCGACAGCCUCGGCGACAACCGCAAGGUUUACCCCGCCACCAUGUACACGGUGGCCGGCACACAGGCAGAGAACGCCAGGGCCGGCGACAACCAGCUGAUGGUUAUGAAGUUCAGCGGCCUGAGCCGCAUGGAGAAGGGCGAAGAGGACUCUGAUGACGACGAAGACGACGAUGACGAGGAUGCCGACCCCAUUCUGGAGCACAAGGCCAUCCCCCUGAACUCGACCACGAACCGAAUCCGCGCCCACCAAAUCCCGUCGCAAGACGCCUCCCGACCCCCGACCACCCUCACGGCGACCAUGACCGAGUCCUCCAACGUUUUCAUUCACGACAUUACCCCCCAUAUCUACUCCUUCGACAACCCGGGCACCGUCAUCUCCGCCCAACAAAACAAGCCGGUAUCGACCAUUCGCGCCCACAAGUCGGAAGGUUACGCCCUGGACUGGUCCCCUCUUGUUCCCGGUGGAAAGCUCCUUACCGGCGACAAUGAUGGCCUGAUCUACCUCACAACGCGCACCGACGGCGGUGGAUUCGUCACCGACAACCGGCCAUUCCAAGGCCACACCAGCAGUGUCGAGGAGAUCCUCUGGAGUCCGUCCGAGCAAUUCGUCUUCUCGUCCGCCUCGAGCGACGGCACGAUCCGUGUUUGGGACGUUCGUAGCAAGAGCAGAAAGCCCGCGUUGUCCAUGCAGGUCAGCUCGACCGACGUCAACGUCAUGUCGUGGUCGCCCCUCACGACGCACCUGCUCGCCUCGGGUGCGGACGACGGCGAGUUCGCCGUCUGGGACCUGCGCCAGUGGAAGCAGAGCUCGACCUCGCUCUCGGACAAACCGUCGCCGAUUGCCAGCUUCAACUACCACAAGGAGCAGAUCACGAGCAUCGAGUGGCACCCCACAGACGACAGCAUCAUCGCCGUCGCGGCGGGCGACAGCACCGUUACCCUGUGGGACUUGGCGGUCGAGCUCGAUGACGAGGAGAGCAAGGACACCGGCGGCGUCAAGGACGUGCCGCCUCAGCUGCUGUUCGUGCACUACCUGUCCAACGUCAAGGAGCUGCACUGGCACCCCCAGAUCACUGGCAGCCUGGUGGCCACGGGUGACGAGUUUAGCAUCUUCCGCACAAUUAGCGUUUAG